AUGUCCGCUUUCAGACUUCCUCAAGAAACUUGUCGCCAUUGCAACAGUCAGUUGUAUAAGUUUUGGUGGGCCAACCAGGACAAGGAGAAUGGCAUUCACUGGAUAUCUUGGAGUGCUGUCUGUCAAAGUAAGUUUGCUAGUGGGUUAGGUUUUUGGGAUUUUAAUCGUUUUAAUGUUGUUUUGCUAGCCAAACAGGCAUGA
Molecule: messenger RNA, 201 nt
Organism: Linum tenue
Lineage: Eukaryota; Viridiplantae; Streptophyta; Magnoliopsida; Malpighiales; Linaceae
Source: the annotation of a GenBank genome assembly